CCGCCAUAUUGAACCAUCAACUGAGUAAGCCAUAUUUCGGUUAAACAAGAUCCUUUCGGUUAAAAAGUGUCAAUAUGGGAAAGAAUCGCAAGAAAGUGAAUCCCAGUGCUUCUAGAGCUGAACUGAUGAUGAUGACAGUGUCAGACAUUGUGAGUCAGUUGAUCACAGCACACGAGAAAGGAAAUGAUGUAAAUCUAAACAAGAUCAAAGGACAGGCUGCCAGUAAAUACGGACUGACAUCACAACCCAGACUGGUGGAUAUCAUUGCUGCUGUUCCUCCUGCCUAUAAAAAGGUCUUACUUCCAAAGUUGAAAGCCAAACCAGUAAGAACAGCUUCAGGGAUUGCAGUUGUGGCUGUUAUGUGCAAACCUCAUAGAUGUCCUCAUAUAAACAUGACUGGAAAUAUCUGUGUAUAUUGCCCAGGAGGGCCAGACUCUGAUUUUGAAUACUCUACACAGUCUUACACUGGAUAUGAACCCACAUCAAUGAGAGCAAUACGAGCACGAUAUAACCCUUAUCUACAAACAAGACAUAGAAUUGAUCAGCUUAAACAGUUGGGACACAGUGUGGAUAAGGUUGAGUUUAUUGUAAUGGGAGGUACAUUCAUGUGUCUGGAUGAAAGCUAUAGAGAUUUCUUUAUAAGGAAUCUCCAUGAUGCCCUGUCAGGUCACACAAGUAAUAAUGUGGAUGAAGCAGUCAAGUACUCAGAGAGGAGCAAGACAAAGUGUAUUGGUAUAACUAUUGAAACAAGACCGGAUUACUGUCUGAAAAAACAUCUUAGUUCCAUGCUAAUGUACGGCUGCACUCGCCUGGAGAUUGGUGUCCAGAGCGUGUAUGAAGAUGUGGCAAGAGAUACUAACAGAGGCCACACUGUCAGAGCAGUGAGUGAGUCAUUUCACUUGUCUAAAGAUGCAGGAUUCAAGGUUGUCUCUCAUAUGAUGCCUGAUUUACCAAAUGUAGGACUGGAACGAGACAUUGCACAAUUCAUAGAGUUCUUUGAAAAUCCAGCGUUUCGCGCAGAUGGUUUGAAAAUUUACCCAACCUUGGUAAUCCGUGGUACAGGUUUGUACGAGUUAUGGAAGACCGGCCGCUACAAGAGUUACCCUCCUAAUACAUUGGUGGAUUUGAUCGCGAGGAUUCUAGCGUUAGUACCACCCUGGACACGAGUCUAUAGAGUACAAAGGGAUAUCCCCAUGCCUUUAGUAAGUUCUGGUGUCGAACAUGGCAACUUGAGGGAACUGGCACUAGCACGUAUGAAGGAUUUGGGAACACAGUGUCGUGAUGUUCGAACCCGUGAGGUUGGCAUACAGGAAAUUCACCAUAAGGUUCGACCAUUUGAGAUUGAGCUUAUUCGCCGAGACUAUGUGGCGAAUGGUGGAUGGGAAACGUUUCUGUCCUAUGAAGACCCAGAGCAAGAUAUUUUAGUCGGCCUGUUAAGAUUGAGGAAGUGUUCAGAGGCAUCCUUCAGACCUGAAUUGAAAGGAGGCUGUUCUAUCGUCAGAGAACUUCAUGUUUACGGCAGUGUAGUUCCUGUCAGCGCCCGCGAUCCUUCCAAAUUUCAGCAUCAAGGUUUUGGAAUGUUGUUGAUGGAAGAAGCAGAGAGAAUUGCCCGCGAAGAGCACGGCUCACAGAAAAUUGCCGUAAUUUCAGGAGUUGGAACUCGAAAUUAUUAUCGUAAAAUUGGUUACGAACUGGAGGGUCCUUACAUGGUAAAAAGUUUGCUGUGAUUUACAACCUUCAACAGUUGUACCGUAACAACUGACUAACUCUGACAUUCAGUAUGGGAUACCUCAGCCGGACAUCGUACUAAGGAGGCCCAUCAUCCUCGGGGCUCAACACAUUAUGAUAAAAAAGGAGCUAUUACAGUAAAUACCAGUCAGACAUUAAUGAUUGGGAGUAACCACUUGUACAAAGAAACUAGCGGAGAGAUCUCGGCACAAAAAUAAGAGAGCCUUGAGCUAUGGUGGAUGGAUAGGAAUUGGUAGUAACGACUUAUGGCCGACUGAAAUAAUUUUAUAUUGGAAAUAUGCUCGCCAGGUUCUAAAUAGCUGGAAAACGGGAGUGAAAAAUACUACAGGAACAUUACGCUGUAUGGCAAACUCUUUUUACGUCCUGUUCGUAUGCGAAAGUGGUCUUAGAUGAAUGGUUCGCCUGUAUUUAAUGGAUUUGCAGACACUAACAUUGACCUUCCUAUUUUUAAAAGUAAAACUUAUUAAUUUUCAUCCUUUACAUAUUUGCGUCAUUUACACUGCUUUUUUGGAACAAAGGCUGUCGAAAUUUGUCUACCCAGUGUUGCAUGGGGAUGUAUUUAAUUACUAAUUUACUAGAGCUGAACCUAUAUUUUCUUCAAGUUUCUUUGUCGGUUAAUUUUUUUAAAGUCGGAUUUGUACACUGCGUAGCAUUUUAUAUCAUUCUUUUUAUAUUUCUGUGCAGACUGAAGUGAACGUUUCACGGUCAGAUCCAACCAACAGCACAUAAGAAUGGAAUCACUCGCCUGAUUUAAUAUAUUGCUUAUAUGUUUUAUAUCAAAACACAUGACCUGUUUUAAAAACAACUGAUAUA
Messenger RNA from Pocillopora verrucosa, 2562 nucleotides. The record is from RefSeq and is a predicted model, not a curated record. NCBI's taxonomy places the organism in Eukaryota, Metazoa, Cnidaria, Anthozoa, Scleractinia, Pocilloporidae.